AUGUCUGAUAUUACCUUUUACACCCGAGAAACUAUGGAAAACGUUCCAUACAACAAAUUUUUCGAAAUUUUUUCCUGUGAUAAAUGGUCUCUUUAUCACUAUGUGUCCUUAGUGAUUGAUAAUUACAAGUUCGACGAGAAAAAGAAAGCCCAUCGUACCUUUUUCAAUACCUUAGAUGACAUUAAUGACAAUCAUGGCAUAUCGAAAUAUUGCUCAAAAUCUCGUAAAGAGAAGAAAGGAAAAAGGCAAAGAGAAUCAGCUUCCACAAACUUCUCUUCGAAGAAGCAAUGUAUAGUCCCGGAAAUAAUUUGCUUCUGUCCGAGUGUGGAUGUACCUUUACAAGCAGAUGGAUCGAUAAAUAUUCUAGGGACCGUGAAGUCUACUGUAUGGGAGAGCACGUAUGAUGCUGAGAUGUAUAGGAUCUUAGUGAAUUGGCUUGCAAUAGUGUAUGGCUUCGAAAUAACUGGCCAGUGGAAUCUCGAAAAGUGUGCAAUGAUGGUGACUACCAUCAUUUUUACUGCGACCUGA
Molecule: messenger RNA, 528 nt
Organism: Funneliformis mosseae
Lineage: Eukaryota; Fungi; Glomeromycota; Glomeromycetes; Glomerales; Glomeraceae
Source: the annotation of a GenBank genome assembly